This is a messenger RNA of Amphimedon queenslandica, 1577 nucleotides long. Its product is annotated as diaminopimelate decarboxylase-like. The transcript has a single exon. Lineage: Eukaryota; Metazoa; Porifera; Demospongiae; Haplosclerida; Niphatidae. The record is from RefSeq and is a predicted model, not a curated record. Gene Ontology annotation, molecular function: diaminopimelate decarboxylase activity. Bases 20 to 1294 code for a protein of 424 amino acids.
CAGAAAUUAUUAUAAAAACAUGUCCUGGUUUUCACGUCUUGAAGGUCAAUUAAAAGUAGAAGAUGUCCUUCUGUCUAGCGUAGCAGAGAAGUAUGGAACUCCUUGCUAUGUAUAUUCACGUUCAGGCUGUGAGACUGGCUACAAUGAAUACAAGAAAGCUCUAGAGUGGUGUCCAGGAGGUGGAAGGGUUUGCUAUGCAGUCAAGGCUAACAGUAACCUCUCCAUUCUCAGUCUACUAGCGGACCUUGGGUCUGGAUUUGAAAUAGUUUCUGUAGGUGAGUUAGAGCGGGUCCUUGCAGCUGGGGGAGAAGGCCAAAAGGUGGUAUUCUGUGGUGUUUGUAAGGAGGAACAUGAAAUCAGACGUGCAUUAGAGGUGGAGAUUUUUUGCUUUAACGUCGAGUCUGAGAAAGAGCUUGAGCUUAUACAGAAAGUUGCCGAAUCGAUGAAGAAAGUCGCUCCGAUUUCCCUCCGAGUGAAUCCAGACAUUGACCCUCGAACCCACCCUUACAUAUCAACCGGGCUGAAAGAAAAUAAAUUUGGAAUUGAAAGCAAGAAAGCCGUUUUGGUAUAUCAAAAAGCAGCUGCACUACCAAACGUUAAGAUAAUAGGUAUUGCAUGUCAUAUUGGGUCUCAGAUCUUAACAAUGGAACCACUACUUGAAGCAUUUGACUGCAUUAUGGGCCUAGUUCAAGAGUUGAAGGAUCUCGGAAUUACUAUAAAUCAUAUUGAUAUCGGUGGAGGCCUUGGCGUCCAAUACAGCAAUGAUGAAAACCCUCCAUCUCCUUCGGAGUACUUGAGUCGCAUAAAAUCAAAAUUAUUAGAAAAAUCGCGAGACAUUCCUGAUAUUAUCGUACAACCAGGCCGCUCCAUCGUUGCUGAAGCUGGGGUGCUACUUACUCGUGUAAACUUCAUUAAAGAAACAAGCAACAAGUCAUUCGCCGUCAUAGACGCAUCAAUGACUGACUUACUACGACCAUCGCUAUACGGUGCGUAUCAUAAAAUAGAACCAGUUGACUACGACGAGAAUAAAACCGAGAUUGAAUGUGACGUCGUUGGUCCUGUCUGUGAGUCGGGGGAUUUUAUUGGUAAGAAGAGGCGACUUAGGAUCAUCGACGGUGAUUUGAUCGUAGUUUAUGGAGCUGGGGCCUACGGACACUGUAUGAGCUCUAACUAUAAUUCUCGUAACAGACCAGCCGAAGUACUGGUUGAUGGUAAUAAAAUGAAACUUGUGAGACGUAGAGAAACGAUACGAGAUCAGUUGCAGCUGGAACUAACAGAGUUUAAUAGCCAGUAAAAUUGGCUGAAAAGGUUUUGUAUAAUUUUCUUUGUUCGCACCUAAUUUCUAUCAACUUUGUUUGUUUUCUAAAACAACAACAAUUAAUGACAGAGUGCGUAAUGAUAAAAGUAUAUUAAAUAAUAAUAAUAAUAAUAACAAUAAUAAUAAUUUACAUCAAAUUGAGUGUGUGUGUGUAUCUGCUGAUUGGUAGAUUGCGAAAAUAUCAGAAACCGUGUAGCUUCAAGUUAGCCUUGCUUACGAGACCGACCUUCACCAGGAAUUCACAAAUAUUAUUUCGCUG